Molecule: messenger RNA, 6073 nt
Organism: Coffea eugenioides
Lineage: Eukaryota; Viridiplantae; Streptophyta; Magnoliopsida; Gentianales; Rubiaceae
Product: 1-phosphatidylinositol-3-phosphate 5-kinase FAB1B
Exons: 12
Coding region: 335-5791 (1818 amino acids)
Biological process (GO): phosphatidylinositol phosphate biosynthetic process
Cellular component (GO): endosome membrane
Molecular function (GO): 1-phosphatidylinositol-3-phosphate 5-kinase activity; metal ion binding; ATP binding
Source: RefSeq, a predicted model, not a curated record
CUUGCUCCCGCAUACAGACAUGAAUAAGACCAUUUUCUUCAUUUGAGAGCAUGAUUUCGCAGUAAUAAGUUAAUCCCUUCAACGCUUCUGAGCCACUACUUUAAUCUUCUUCAGUUCCCCCGAUAUUUCUUGAAUUUUAGAGUUGCUUGGGCUUGGAAGUCUCCAGUAAAAAGGAGUCAAAACAGUUGAAGGUUGCGCUGCUGAGCGGACUUAGUCACUUUUGAGAAAUUGUUUGAAUUCGGAUAUACGGGAAUGGUUAUCAACGGGUGCUAGUAUAGGGGGUGGCAGAUGGUAUUUGUAUCAAGAUGACUGUAACUGACUGGAAUAUACAUUCAUGGGAUCUCCUGAUAAUAAUAAAUUGUCUGAGAUAGUUGAUAGAGUGAGGUCAUGGAUACCGCGCAGGAUGGAGCCCACAAAUGUUUCGAGAGACUUCUGGAUGCCAGACCAAAGCUGCAGGGUGUGCUAUGAGUGUGACUCUCAAUUUACUGUUUUUAAUCGCAGGCAUCAUUGUCGUCUUUGUGGUCGUGUGUUUUGUGCUAAGUGCGCUGCAAACUCUAUUCCUGCCCCCUCUGAUGAGUCAAGGACAGGUUGGGAAGACAGGGAGAAGAUUAGGGUCUGUAACUAUUGCUUUAAGCAUUGGGAGCGGGGGAUGACCACGGCUGAUAACGGGAUGACAACAUCCAGCCCAGUCCUUAGUCCAUCUCCUUCGUCAACAAGUUUAAUUAGUUCAUAUUCGAGCUGCACCUGUAACAGCGGCUGCAGUAUUGGUUCAACUCCAUAUUCAAUGGGCCCUUUCCAGCAUGUUACAUACAGUUCUGAUCAGAGCCCGCAUCAAGCUAAUCAAAUGGAUGAAGUUAAUGCAAGACAUUAUGGACCAUCAUGUCCUGGAAAAUCAGACUCGAACAAUAUAAGUGAUCAUCUUAGUGAUGAGUUUGGCUCGUGUAACAGUGCCAGGAAUGGUGGUGAGGAUUAUGAUUACAGUGUAUAUAGGCUGCAUUCACAACCUAGUCACCUCUCUUCUGGUGAAGUCUAUUACAGUUCUGGCAGCUGUGGUGAUAUCAAUAAUGAUUAUGGAGUGGACGACGUGCAGCCUAAUGGGGAAAAAAAUGAAGCAAGUAUGAGCUCCACCAUGAUGCCUGAGAAUACAGAAACACAUAUCUCACAAAUUAAGGAAAUGCUUGACAAAGAAGCAGAGGGGUUGAAUAAUGGUUGUAUUGAUCAAGUUCCUUCUCCAUCCAACAUCAAUGGUACAGCUGCUGAACCACUGGACUUUGAGAAUAAUAGCCUACUCUGGCUCCCUCCAGAGCCAGAAGACAAGGAGGAUGAACAAGAUGCUCUUCCAUUUGAUGAUGAUGAAGAUGCUAGAGAUGAUGCUGCAGGAGAGUGGGGUUACUUGCGGUCUUCAGGGAGCUUUGGCAGUGGGGAGCAUCGUAAUCGCGAGAGAUCAAUUGAGGAGCAUAAGAAGGCGAUGAAAUAUGUGCUUGAUGGGCAUUUUAGAGGUUUGAUAGCUCAGCUUCUUCAAAUUGAGAACCUGCCUGUCAAUGUGGAAGAUAGCAAAGAAAGUUGGUUGGACAUAAUUACCUCUUUAUCCUGGGAAGCUGCCACACUUUUGAAGCCUGAUACGAGCACGAGUGGGUGCAUGGAUCCUGGUGGAUAUGUGAAAGUAAAGUGUAUAGCUUGUGGACAUCGUCGUGAGAGUAUGGUGGUUAAAGGGGUUGUCUGUAAGAAAAAUGUGGCCCAUCGGCGGAUGACGUCAAAAGUUGAUAAACCCCGAUUGUUGAUCCUUGGAGGGGCCCUUGAGUAUCAGCGGGUGGCUAAUCACUUGUCAAGUUUUGAUACUUUGUUGCAGCAGGAAAUGGACCACUUGAAGAUGGCUGUUGCAAAGAUUGAUGCCCAUCACCCAAAUGUCCUUCUAGUAGAAAAAUCAGUUUCCCGAUUUGCACAGGAAUAUCUUCUUGCAAAAGACAUAUCUCUCGUUCUCAAUAUUAAGAGGUCACUUCUGGAGCGUAUAGCCCGCUGCACUGGAGCACAAAUAGUGCCUUCAGUUGACCAUCUUGCAACACAGAAGCUGGGAUAUUGUGACUCAUUUCAUGUGGAGAAGUUUCUUGAAGUGCAUGGCAGCGCAGGGCAAGGCGGGAAGAAAUUGACAAAGACAUUAAUGUUUUUUGAGGGCUGCCCAAAGCCAUUGGGUUUUACUGUUCUAUUGAAGGGUGCCAAUGGGGAUGAAUUGAAGAAAGUGAAGCAUGUAAUGCAGUAUGGAGUUUUUGCCGCUUAUCACUUGGCUCUUGAGACGUCCUUUCUUGCUGAUGAAGGUGCUUCUCUUCCAGAAUUCCCUCUGAAGUCUCCAGUAAAAGUUGCUUUACCUGAUAAACCAUCCGGUAUUGACAGAUCGAUUUCCACUAUACGGGAAUUUACCGUGGCUCAUGAUAAUUUUGACUCCAAGCAGCCAAAUCAAUCUAGCUGCAACAUUUUUUCACAUAACACAUCAUCUAAUGGUUGUCUACUACCCGAAGAAAAGUCUAGUUUGUCUGAAGGUUCUAACUCAAUACGGAGUGCUCAGAACCAUGUGAAUUCUCUCAGUUCUUCUCAUUGUUUAAGAGAUACAGUUUCAGAUUGUCACCGAGAAGAGUUCUGUGGUUAUCCUGCUUCAAAUGAGAGGGAGAAGGUUCAGCUGUCUCUGGAGGCGUCCUCUGUGUGCAAACCAUCAGAAAUCUGCACUAGGAAAGUGCAAGAGGAUAGUUUGAAUUCUAGUUGUUCUUGUAACUCUGAAGCAGUGGGUAAAGGACAUUGCUAUUUACAUUCUGUUGAACAUUGUUUACCUUCAAAUUCAAGCAUUUUUGACCACCUUAAUGAGGUUGCAUUUCUCAAAGGGGAGUUUUCUUCUUCAGCUUCUGACAAUCAGAGCAUUUUGGUAUCACUCAUGACACGCUGUGUUUGGAAAAGGUCUGUAUGUGAACGUGCUCAUCUUUUUCGUAUAAAGUAUUAUGGAACCUUUGAUAAGCCCUUGGGCCGGUUUCUACGCGACAAUUUGUUUGAUCAGAACUAUCGAUGUCACUCAUGUCAAAUGCCAUCUGAAGCACAUAUACAUUGCUAUAGUCAUCAGCAAGGCAGUCUUACAAUUUCCGUGAGGAAACUGCCGGAAUUUUUCUUGCCAGGGGAGCAAGCAGGGAAAAUCUGGAUGUGGCACAGGUGUCUGAGAUGUCCUCGAAUCAAUGGAUUCCCACCUGCCACCAAGAGGAUUGUAAUGUCUGAUGCUGCCUGGGGCUUAUCUUUUGGAAAAUUUUUGGAACUCAGCUUUUCCAACCAUGCUGCUGCAAGCAGGGUUGCAAGCUGCGGUCAUUCCCUCCAUAGAGACUGUCUCCGCUUUUAUGGUUUUGGGAGGAUGGCUGCUUGUUUCCAAUAUGCACCCAUCAAUGUCCACUCUGUGUAUCUCCCACCACCAAAGCUUGAAUUCAACUAUGAUUUUCAGGAAUGGAUUCAGAAAGAAGCUGAUGAGGUCUGCAGCAGAGCAGAACUUUUGUUUGCUGAGGUGGUCAAAUCUCUUCAUCAGAUAACAGAAAAUAUCCGACUCGAUAACGGCAAUAAAGCUCCACGAGUUAUGGAGCGAAAAUCUGAACUGGAAGGAGUGUUACAGAAGGAGAAAAAGGAAUUUGAGGAAUUGCUAGAUGAAGUGCUUUAUAGGAAAGUUAAAGCUGGUCAACCUGCAGUUGAUAUUCUUGCGGUAAAUAGAUUAAGGAAGCAGCUGAUCAUUCAUUCUUACAUUUGGGACCAGCGGUUAAUACAAAUGAAUAAUCUCAAUGAUAACAAUCUCCGUGGAGGGAGCAGUUCAACGCCUAAAAUGAAGGGCAAAACUGUUAGUUCUGGUUCAAAUACAUCUGAGAUGGCAGUGACUUCCAAGCCGAGUAAAGGCUUCAGUAGUUGUGAUUCUUUUCUUUUGAAUUUGAAGCCUGAUGUAACAUUUAUUCAAGGUGGAUAUGGCAACUUUUACUCACCUGAUGGGGAUCACAAUAGAAAUGACAUGGAUGAAGGCUCAUACUGUCAGAAGGAUAAUGAGGUUAAUCAGCCUUCUGGAACAAAUAGCAAUGAUGAAUUUGGCCCAGAGUCUCUUAAAACCGUCAGACGGGUCCACUCUGAUGGGCAGAUCCCCAUUGUGGAAAAUUUAUCUGAUACACUUGAUGCUGCAUGGACAGGUGAUAGCCACUCACUAGGUACAACUUCUAAGGGUAAUGGUUCCUCAAUUUCUGAUUUUUGUCUUACAGAUGCUUCAAGUCUCAAUGGCACCAAGGCUAACCAAGAUAUUGAAAUUAGUGGAACUGUACAAGGUGGGGUUGAAUAUCAAGAUUCUUUUUUCUCUCUGUCGUCUACAAAGGGGCCUGAAAACAGGGAAAACUCCAGAAGUUGGAUCACCAUGCCCUUUUUGAAUUUGUAUAAUUCAUUCUUAAAGAGUUCUACGGCAAAUGAAGACAAGCUUGAUAAGAUUAGCACUUAUAAUCCUGCUUAUAUCUCUUCAUUUCGUGAUCUGCUGCAUCAAGGUGGUGCCAGGGUUCUGCUACCUGUAGGCAUUAACGACACUGUUUUACCUGUUUAUGAUGAUGAACCUACCAGCAUUAUAGCAUAUGUUCUUGUCUCACCAGAUUACCAUAAUCAAAUGUUGACUGAACCCACAAAGGAUGGGCUGCAUUCUCCUUCUUCAUUCCCAUUCUUGGAGUCAGCAAAUUUACUUUUGCUUCCUUCACUUGAUGAGGCAGCUUCAGGAUCCCUUAGAAGUCUUGGGUCAACUGAUGAAAGUGUUUUGUCAGUGUCUGGAUCUCGAGGCUCGUCAACUUUGGAUCCAGUUGUUUAUACUAAUGCAUUGCAUGCCAGAGUAUCUUUCUCAGAUGAUGGCCCUCUUGGGAAGGUUAAGUACUCAGUUACUUGUUACUAUGCCAAGCAAUUUGAAGCUUUAAGACGAAGUUGCUGCCCCUCUGAAUUAGAUUUCAUACGAUCUCUCAGUCGUUGUAGGAAGUGGGGUGCACAAGGUGGCAAAAGUAAUGUCUUUUUUGCAAAGACUUUGGACGACCGUUUUAUUAUUAAGCAGGUUACAAAAACAGAACUGGAAUCAUUUAUUACUUUCGGACGAGCUUAUUUCAAGUACUUGUCCGAAUCUCUUAGUACUGGAAGCCCAACUUGCCUGGCAAAGAUCUUGGGUAUCUAUCAGGUCACCUCAAAGCAUCUGAAAGGGGGAAAGGAAUCAAAGAUGGAUGUUUUGGUAAUGGAGAAUCUUCUCUUUGGGCGUAAUAUUGUGAGACUAUACGACCUGAAAGGUUCUUCUCGAUCACGAUAUAAUCCAGAUUCAAGUGGAAGCAAUAAGGUUCUUCUUGAUCAAAACCUGAUAGAAGCAAUGCCAACUUCUCCAAUAUUCGUAGGACCCAAAGCAAAGAGGUUGCUGGAGAGAGCCAUAUGGAACGAUACUGCAUUUCUUGCUUCAAUAGAUGUAAUGGACUAUUCACUGCUGGUUGGCAUGGACGAGGAGAAGCAUGAGUUGGUAGUUGGGAUUAUUGAUUUUAUGAGGCAGUAUACGUGGGACAAGCACCUUGAGACCUGGGUAAAGGCAUCUGGCAUCCUUGGAGGGCCCAAGAAUGCAACUCCAACUGUAAUAUCUCCAGGUGAAUACAAGAAAAGAUUCAGGAAAGCCAUGUGUGCUUAUUUUCUAAUGGUACCAGAUCAGUGGUCUUCGUCAACAGUUACUGCCAGUAGAUCCGAAUCUGAACUAUGUGAAGAAAGUUUGCAAGGUGGUGUGCUUCUGAGUUGAUUUCAUUGUGUAGGAUUCCAAGGUGCAAGGUAGAUGUAGGAUUUUCCUUAUUUCCUGUAUAUUCUCUUCCUUCAUUUAUUCCCCCAACCUUCUACCCAAGUUAGUUGAUAGCAUCGCCAUGAAAUUGGUAUAUUCUUUAUUUUUUAUACAAAACAGUGAUAAAAGGAUAUUUCUAACUUGGGGGACUUUCUCAGAAGGUUUUCCUGAGAUCAUCUUCCUCAAGUAUCAUGAAAGUCAUUAUGUACAGUUGGCUGUUAAUAAAAUUUGUUCUCUCUUUUCAAA